Kockovaella imperatae is the source of this 1977-nucleotide messenger RNA. RefSeq names its product putative T-complex protein 1 epsilon subunit. Gene Ontology annotation, biological process: protein folding. The coding region runs from base 166 to 1815 and encodes 549 amino acids. Gene Ontology annotation, molecular function: ATP binding; ATP-dependent protein folding chaperone; ATP hydrolysis activity. The transcript has 15 exons. NCBI's taxonomy places the organism in Eukaryota, Fungi, Basidiomycota, Tremellomycetes, Tremellales, Cuniculitremaceae. Gene Ontology annotation, cellular component: chaperonin-containing T-complex. The record is from RefSeq and is a predicted model, not a curated record.
GCAGUGUUGAACAUCCAAGAUUUCUAAGCAGACCCGAAGAGUGGAGGUGAAAUAGGCUCAAGUGGUUGAGCGCCUAUUUUGUGGUCGCGGGUUCACUGCUAAUUUCGAGCGACCGCGUUUCAACAUGACUGCUUGAUUGCUAUACACUCUUACAUAUCGCAGAAGAUGUCUGUCGGACAGAUCGAGCCUGGACAAGCGGUCUAUGCUCAGGACGAGAAUGGUCGACCGUUCAUCAUUGUCCGCGAGCAGGGCAAGAAGGUCAGAACGCACGGCUUGGAGGCUAUAAGGAGUCAUAUCCUCGCCGCGAGAGCUGUUACGAACAUUAUCAAAACAUCCCUUGGGCCGAGAGGCCUGGACAAGAUCCUCAUUUCGCCGGAUGGAGAUAUCACCGUCACAAAUGACGGAGCUACGAUUUUAGGGCAGAUGGAGGUCGAGCACCAGAUUGCAAAAUUAUUAGUGCAGGUGUCAAAGUCGCAGGAUGAUGAGAUUGGAGAUGGAACCACGGGAGUCGUCGUGUUGGCCGGUGCCUUGCUGUCAUCCGCUUUGACCCUGCUUGAUCGUGGGAUCCACCCUAUUCGGAUAGCGGACGGAUACGAAAAGGCGUGUGAGAUUGCCAUUCAGGAGCUGGAUCGAGUUGCAGACACUAUCGAAUUCUCCAAGGACGACAUUAGCAAUCUGCUCAAGACUGCAAAGACGUCUCUCGGUAGCAAAAUUGUCUCGAUAGCGCACGACAAGUUUGCCAAUAUUGCGGUUGACGCUGUCCUCUCCGUCGCUGAUCUCGCUCGUCGAGAUGUCGAUUUUGAGCUCAUCAAGGUGGAUGGCAAAGUCGGAGGUGCUCUGGAAGAUACGUCUUUGGUCAAGGGAGUGGUCGUGGAUAAGGACAUGUCACAUCCUCAGAUGCCGACCACUGUCCGCGAUGCCAAAUUGGCCAUCUUGACGUGCCCAUUCGAACCGCCCAGACCAAAGACAAAGCACAAGUUGGAUAUAGAGAGUGUGGAAGAGUACAAAAAGCUCAGAGAGUAUGAAAAGGAAAAGUUUUUGGAGAUGAUCAAGAGGGUCAAGGACACUGGCGCCAACCUUGUCAUCUGUCAAUGGGGCUUUGACGAUGAGGCGAACCAUUUGUUGAUGCAGAAUGACCUGCCUGCGGUGCGAUGGGUCGGUGGACCAGAGAUCGAGCUCAUUGCGAUCGCCACCAACGGUCGCAUUGUCCCACGCUUUGAGGACUUGACUGCUGAAAAAUUGGGCAAGGCGGGUCUCGUCAGGGAAAUGACGUUUGGGACGACUCGAGAAAAGAUGCUGGUCAUUGAGGAGUGCGCCAAUACUCGGGCCGUGACUAUCUUUGUUAGAGGUAGCAACAAGAUGAUUAUUGACGAGGCGAAACGAGCCCUGCAUGACGCGCUGUGUGUGGUCCGAAACUUGGUCAGGGAUAACCGAGUGGUGUACGGAGGUGGAGCUGCGGAGAUCUGUGCAUCGAUUGCAGUGUCCAAGAGGGCAGACGAGAUCCCUUCGAUUGAGCAAUACGCCAUGAGAGCGUUCGCGACUGCCCUCGAUGCGGUUCCCCUUGCACUCGCGGAGAACAGUGGUCUGUCUCCGAUCGAUACAUUGGCAGAUGUCAAGAGUCGACAGGUGACGGAGAGCAAUCCUAGAUUGGGUAUCGACUGUCUGCAAACCGGUGUCAAUGACAUGAAGGAGCAACACGUCUACGACCCUUUGAUUUCCAAACGACAACAGUUCCUGCUCGCCACACAAGUGGUCAGGAUGAUUCUCCGAGUAGACGAUGUGAUUGAUGCCAGUCUAUUCGCGGAUGGAGCAUAGAGAAACCAAUUUUGUAUGCAUAUUUUUCCCCCGCCCCCACAACCGCCGAGUAGCGCCGAAAAGCGGAUUUCAUGGAUGGAGGAGUUGUGGUUCGGAUGCCCCGGGCCGGAGCAGGUCGGGAUGGUUGUGGGGGUUGUAUGGGUUGUAUGGAUACACUGGAGG